AAAAAUAAAAAAUAAUACAAAAGUUUCAAAUCCAAGAGGGAUUUCAAGAUCAUUUAUCAGUGAUCCAUGACAAGGAUGGGAUCUACAUAUGGAAAUUUUUUUUUUAUUUAUCACUUGAAAUUAUGACUUGAGUUGAUGAACGAAAAGUUGCUGAGCUAUUUACUGAUUUAACAAGAAGUUGCAAUAUUAAUUUGUUCAAAAAACAACAGUUUAAAAAGCGAGGAUUUUGUUUAAAAUGGGAAACGGUAAUUCAGGGUGCUUAGACUUUUUUGACGUACCCAAUUACAUUAUUUCAAUAAAAACAGGAGAUACAAAAGGCGCAGGACUUCACAGUAAAGCAGAAGUGACGCUUAUUAAUGACGAAAGAAAAGAGAAAAAGCAAAUACAACUAUCAGGGUGCUGUGUUACCGUUUUCAAAAAAGGAAGAAUAAACAGUUUCAAUAUAUACAAAAUGAAAGACUUUGGUACUAUUAAUAGAAUUAUUGUAGAAAAAAAUAAAGAGCAAAAUGACGUGGAGUGGUAUGUUGAACGAAUCACAGUGCGUCAUAUUGAUGAAGAAACUGAGUAUGAAACCAUUUUCCCUAUCAACAGAUGGCUUCGAAACCGUCCUCUUGUUGUCAGCGAAUUUGAUAUAUGUCUACCUCAGCAUGAAGCAUCAAGCAAACAACGCUCAAGUGAACUAAAUAUAAAACGAGUUUUGUACGGAUAUCAGAAAUCUAACCAUAGACCACCACAGUUACGCAGCAUGCCUCGAGAUGAAGUAUUUAGUAACUUUUAUAAGUGGGAUAUAAUGCAAAAGCGCUCGGAAACUUUUAGAGUCUAUCAAAUACCAGAAUAUCAAAAACCAAAAAAUUGGUCAAAUUUUGAUGAAAUUGAAAGUUUGUUCAAAGAAAGAGGAAAAUUCAGACGACCUAACGCUUUAGAUAAAGAUUGGAAAUCCGAUCAGCAUUUUGGAGCACAGCGUCUAGCUGGAUGUAAUUCACGGUCCUUAAAGCUUUGUAAGGAAAUUCCAGAAAACUUUGCUGUCACAAAUGAGUCAGUUGAAGAUUUUUUAGAAGGCUUUAGUUUAAAUGAAGCAAUAAAAAAUAAAAAAAUAUUCAUAGUUGAUCAUUCUUUGUUGAAUGGUUUGUUGAAUGGAGAACAUCAACAACUUAUACCGAGUCCUAUGGCACUCUUUUAUCUUAACAAAGAAGAUAUACUUCUUCCCAUAGCUAUUCAGCUAUAUCAAGAAAAGUCAGACGCUAAUCCGUUGUUUAUACCCAGUGAUCCAUAUUACACAUGGCUACUGGCAAAAAUGUGGUUUAAUAAUGCUGAUGCAGUAUACCAAAGAGCGUGUCUUUUAUCAACAUCUAAUCAUUGGGUCUUAGAACUUAUAACUAUUGCUAUGAAUCGACAGUUAUCUCCUUCUCAUCCAAUAUAUAGGCUACUUGCUCCAUACUUAAGACUGGUUUUAGCUGUCAAUCACUUUGAGAUGUUCCCAUUGUUAAGUCCUGGUGGUUGGGUUGAUAAUAAUACAACUCUGACAGCAGAAGCAACAUUCCAACUUAUAAACAAAUUUUGGGAAAAGUAUAAUUUUGAAGAAUUUACAUGUUUAAAAAUGGAAAUGGAAAAAAAUGAUAUAUUAGAUGCGGAAAUAAUUACUGAAUAUCCUUAUCGAGAUGAUGGGUUGAUAUUAUAUGAAUGUAUUAAUGGUUUUGUAUCACAAAUUGUAUCUGGCUUUUAUGAAACCGAAAACAUUCUUCAAGAUGAUACAGAAAUUCAGGGAAUGGCUGCUGAACUUGUAGGAAAAGAUUUUUGCGAGUUCAAGAAUGUUCCAGGUAACGGAAAAUUUGAAACAAGAUUAGAUCUAAUAAAAUUUUUAACUUACGUUAUAUACAAAUCAACUGUUGAACACGCGUCACUGAAUUUGCCAUUGUAUGAUGAAUGUGCUUUUGUUCCUAAUUACCCACUAAUGCUUCGUGGAAAACCACCCACUAACAAAGACGCAUUGACAGAAUCUGAUAUCAUGCAAGUUUUACCACCCAAACAUGUCACCAUGGAAAUAAUUGUUAUAACAAAGUUAUUGAGUGAACGUGACACUAGCGGCUUAGCUGAUUCAAAAGCUCAAUAUCUUUAUGAUCCUAUAUCAAAGCCAGCACGAGAAAGAUUUUUAGGAGCGCUUCGUGAGACUGCAGCGGUGAUAACAGUUCGCAACAGGAAACGCAGAAUUUAUUACGAUUAUUUAAAUCCUGCCAGCAAACGUGGUAGCAUGAUAGCUCUAAAAAAUUGAUAUUUGUGAUAAAUGUCUCAAGCAAUGGUAAAAAACGUCUUUAAAAAAGGGAGUUUUAGAAAUUAGAACACAUUUUCCCUGAUAUUGUCGAACAACACACGACUAACACUGCAUGAAACAUCAAUGCUUUGCCACUCCUGAGCUGCCCUGUUAGGAUAAGCACUGCAAAAAUUCUUGCAACUUUAUUAAGUCCUAUGAGAUUGUUCAAAUAUUUUAAACAACCUAAACAAAUUGUAUAAUCACUGUAUUAAAACGAAAGAGAAUAGCAAUUAGUAUAUUUUUUAAAA
Messenger RNA from Hydra vulgaris (swiftwater hydra), 2556 nucleotides. Its product is annotated as polyunsaturated fatty acid 5-lipoxygenase. Gene Ontology annotation, molecular function: oxidoreductase activity, acting on single donors with incorporation of molecular oxygen, incorporation of two atoms of oxygen; protein binding; metal ion binding. Gene Ontology annotation, biological process: lipid oxidation. NCBI's taxonomy places the organism in Eukaryota, Metazoa, Cnidaria, Hydrozoa, Anthoathecata, Hydridae. The record is from RefSeq and is a predicted model, not a curated record.